GAUCGAUGGCAAGGAUAUCAUAUAGGAUUAUCCAAUUAUGGAGCUCAAUCUCUUUUAAACUGUAUUCCAUCCUCAAUCGCUGCAAAUCUUCCAAAAGCAAUGCCAAAUCCAGUUCCUGAUGUAGAAACUCAUGGAAUAAUUAUCACUGAUCAAGUAGGAAAUGUUCUACUUGCUCCUCCAACUAAACCAUUUAAAGAUGUUUACGAUCUUGCAAAAAUAUCUCGUGGUCUAUCAUCAAUGAUCACUUAUCGUGAUAGACUUAGAGAUGUUUUAUUAGAAGAUGUACCAGUACAAUGGAAUAAAAAAUGUAUUGAAUAUUUAGAAACUAAAGAAGGAGUUUGGGUAUCUUUUGAAGAUGGUACGCAAGAAUUUUGUAAUAUUUUAGUUGGUGCGGACAGAAUUAAUUCUCCAAAUAUUUCUAUACCUAAACAUCUUAUGGACAAGGCAAAUAAAAUCCAUGGAAAUGUUUUGGCUCGUAAAACUCUUGGAACAAAAGGAGAUUCAACAUUUAUGAUGAUACGCUUAAUACCAAUCAAACAAGAACAAAAUGAUGAAAAAAAUGAACCUCAUUAUAGAGCAACAUUAGUUUAUUCUUAUACCUCCGAAUUGGAUAAUGUUGAAUCUGAAAAAGUUAAAGUUGAUGAUAAUGAUCCUUCAUCAGUCAUCGAACAUGUUAAACGAUUAAUUCGAACAUUAAGACCAGAUUGUGAAUUGACUAAUUUAUUGUUAGAAUUAUGGGACUUGGCACCUAAAACAAUUCCAAAUGAUCCAAUAAAAAUGAUGCGAGAUAUUGAUCCAAUGUCUAUAAAAUCAUGGUCAAGUAGUCGAGUCGUAUUAUUAGGAGAUGCUGCUCAUGCUAUGAGUCCUAUAUUAGGAUUAGGAGCAAAUAAUGCUAUUCAAGAUGUUGAUAAACUUUCUCAAGCAUUACUUAAAUAUACUGAUGAUAAUAUUUCUUUUAUUGAAGAAUAUGAUAAAGAAAUGUUAAAACGAACAUCUGCUGAUGUAUUAAAAUCUAGAAAUGACACGUUUAAGAUUUCCACACCACUUGGGCCUUUUGGCGUUAUUAUUAGAGACAACAUUUUAAAGGUUAUAAACGUUAUGAUAAACUUUUAUAGUUUUGCGGAUAACUUAAUUUUUAAGAAUUAAAAAACUUAUUAAUAUUAUUAUUUUUAGAAUCUUAGAAUCAUAUGCAAUAUUGUUAUG
Molecule: messenger RNA, 1203 nt
Organism: Rhizophagus irregularis DAOM 181602=DAOM 197198
Lineage: Eukaryota; Fungi; Glomeromycota; Glomeromycetes; Glomerales; Glomeraceae
Molecular function (GO): FAD binding
Source: RefSeq, a predicted model, not a curated record